AUGCGCUCUCAUCAUUGGGUUCAAGGUGCAGGACGCAGCCCAGAUUUCAGGAGGUUCACGGUCGUUGAAGUAUCAGCAAGCAGUGAAUCAGUGCAGAGUCCAGCACUCAAUCCUAGGAAAAGGAUUCAUUCUGCAGAGGAAGUGCAAUGCGGCAGCCGGCCAAACCCGGAGGGUGCCGGUUCAGUGUCCGUAACGGAGUUAAGUUAUUCUGAGAACAAGCACGGGAGGGAAAGCCUGUGUCAGCGAUGUCAAAUCAUUGCGAAGCAACUGAACAGGCAGGCGUGCGAGCUGGCCGAGCCAGGAAUUCUGAAGGACCCGAGCUUUGCAGCCUUCCUCCUUGACAAGCUCCAGACUGUGGAAUGGCCUCCGAGGGGCUGCGGUGCCCAAAGCAGCUGUGAAGUGUGUGGAACCCCCCUUCACCACCUGAGGCGCCUGGCACUCCACUCUGCCCUGGGGCUGGCAUUCGACGACAUGCCUGACCUGCAGCCCGGACCCCUUUCUGGCCUGCUGCCACCACGUGUGGCAUCUCACAGUUCCAUCUCACCCUCUGCUUCCUGGGAAUGGCCCACACAGUGUUCUCCAGUUUCUAGCAGUCAAAAACUCACCGGGCAUCCAUGUGGUCCACAGUCCAGGGAGAAAACGCAGGAAAUGGGUUGGAAUCAAGAUGGAGCAGCGAGAGUGUGUGGCAAACGAACCUGUUUGGCCACUGUCACUCCACUUCCUCUACAUGCACAACACUACCUGGAGGGAGUAUGGCGUGUGACAAGCACCUCAGAACAUCUUCGCUCAUUGAGUCCAACUAUAGAGAAGGACAGUUUGGCAACUAUAGCCUCCAGGUCCAGUCAGACCAGGGCUGUACCUUUGGUUUCUCCAUCAGGACAUAAACCGAGUCACCAUGACCCGCCAGCCAUCCCAGCAGCACCCCAAACCAGCACAGCAGCCUCAUUCUUCCUCAGGGCUGCCCAGAAGCUGAACCUCUCCAAACGAAAGAAGCCUCAGCCGCUUCCGCCCUCCCCACCUGACCCAGAAGAGCCGUUCUUCUACACUGAUGGCUUCAGCGCUGCCCUGCAGCUCUCGCCCCCGCCUGUACCCCCAUGCCUCCUCAGGGCUGGGUCAAAGGUUAAGGACAGCCCUGGGAUGGGAAAGGUGAAAGUAAUGGUGAGGAUAUGCCCUGCCAAAGGAUCGCGAGACACCUCAGAAUCCAUGUCCUUUCUCAAGGUAGACGCCCAUAAGAAACAGCUGACCUUUUGUGAGCCACCCACCUGCACACGCUCCACUUCUGCCACCGCCCCAAAGAUGUUUACCUUUGAUGCCAUCUUUACCCAAGAUGCUUCACAGGCGGAGGUGUGCUCGGGGACAGUGGCAGAGGUUAUCCAGUCUGUGGUUAACGGGGCAGAUGGCUGCAUCUUCUGUUUUGGUCAAGCCAACCUCGGCAAAAGCUACACAAUGAUUGGCAGGGACAGCUCUACACAGAGCUUGGGUGUGGCACCCUGUGCUAUCUCUUGGCUUUUCAAGCUCAUCGAGGAAAGGAAAGAGAAAGCUGGCACACGAUUCUCCAUCCGCGUGUCUGCUGUGGAAAUCUGUGGCAGGGAGGAGGUGCUGCGAGACCUGUUGGCUGACUUUUCCACAGGGACUUCCCAGGACAGUCAGCGUGCAGGAAUUUCCUUGCGAGAGGAUCCGGUCUGUGGAUCACAGCUGCAGAACCAGAGCGAGUUGCGGGCGUACUCUGCAGAGAGGGCGGCAUUCUUCCUGGAUGCAGCUCUGGCAGCACGCAGCACCAGCAGAUCUGACUGUAAGGAAGAGGACCGCCGGAAUUCUCACAUGCUCUUCACCCUACACAUUGCCCAGUACCGUAUGGAGAAGAGCACCAAAACAGGAAUGUCUGGGAGUCGUAGCCGUCUGCAUCUUCUGGACUUGGGCAGUUGUGAGUCUGAUUUGAGUCAAACGCGAGAUGGAGGGAGAGGCCAGUGUCUGUCAUUGGGUGCCCUUGGAAAUGUCAUCCUAGCCUUGGCCAAUGGAGCCAAGCAUGUGCCAUACAGAGACAGCAAGCUUACCAUGCUGCUGAGGGAAUCGCUGGGCAACAUCAACUGUAGAACCACCAUGAUCACCCACAUCUCUGACUCGCCAGCCAAUUAUGCCGAAUCUCUCACCACUGUGCAGCUUGCCUCCCGUAUUCACCGCAUGAGAAAGAAGAAAUCCAAGUAUGCAUCAAGUUCCUCUGGAGGGGAGAGCUCCUGUGAAGAGGGACACAUCAGACGGAGACCCUUCUACCCUCGGACUGUGGCUCUUGACCCAGACCACCCUGCAAUGUUAUCCAGUGACCCAGAUUACUCCUCCAGCAGUGAGCACUCAUGUGAUACAGUGAUCUAUGUGGGGCCUGGUGGGACCCCUAUCUCUGAUCGUGAACUCAGCGACAAUGAAGGCCCACCUGCAUUUGUUCCUAUCAUUCCCUCUCUGAACAAGAAGCGUGUAAAAGAGGGACCUAAAUCUGAUGGGGACCACCUCAAAUGCAACACCUUUGCAGAGUUACAGGAACGGCUUGAGUGUAUUGAUGGUAGUGAGAGCACAUCUAUUUUCACCAGUGAAGGAAAAGGCCAACAGACGGCCUCCAAAAGUGAAGUGGAAAAAGCAUCAGAAGGGGCUUCUGUAUCAAACAGGACCGCCAAGUGUUCUCUUCAAAAGCCUGCGCACAUGCAACAUGGGGCAGCGUCUGAAAUUAACACUACUUUAAGACAAGAUUCAGAGCCUGUUGUGAGAGAGAAAGUUUUUAUUAGAGGACCUAUUCAAAAACCCAAUGCCUCUUCAUCCUUGCAGAACAUCUCAAAGACCUCAGUUUUGAAUACCGAGUGUGGCUUAGCCACACGGACACCUCCAGUAGGUAUGAGCCAGCAAGCCCUAAGGCAGAGAGAACGCAAUGACUCCCCAAUUACUGGCAGAUCCCAUCACCUCAGUAGAAGUCCUAUGGAAAUGAGCCAUCUACGUGCUACUCUGAGGAACAGGUGCCUCGAAAGGGAUGUUUUAAGGACUACAGUAACACUGCAGCAGCCUGUGGAGCUCAAUGGAGAGGAUGAGCUGGUGUUUACGGUGGUGGAAGAGCUACCUGCUGGUCUGGUUCCAGACAAUGGGAGACCAUCCAGUAUCAUUAACAUCAACACAGACUGCUCUUUGCAGGCCCUGACAUCUCACUCACGGCCUGUUAGCAUUAUCAGCAGCAUCAACGAUGAGUUUGAUGCGUACACAUGCCAGAUGAACAGAUCCCAGCUGAACCAAGGUGCUACUUCCAAGACACAGGAGGAAUUUACAGCUGGCCAUGCAACUGCACACUCUUCAGUCGGCUCCUGGUCUUGCAAGACAAAUAUUUGUACCCCAAGAAGUGAUGAGACAUCAAAGGGAGUGCACAAGAGACCAGUCAGCAGCUCCAUGAUGGAUUUACCUGGUGGUUUACACACUGAGUCUUUCUCCCAACAAAGAACAAAUAGUCCACUGGGUGACAGUGGAAUUUGCUUUUCAGAACAAGACUAUGAUUCUGCAGGAGACAGUGGAAGGCAUUUUGGUAGUCUUAUGUCACUUGAAAGGUGUGACAGUUUAACCUCAGUGGGUUCCAAACCAAUAACAUCAAGGGAAAACAGUAAUGUCAGUAUCAGUAGCACUGGCAAAUCUGCUAAAAUGGUGCCAAAACCUGGGACACCCUGUUCAAUAUCUACACCAACCGUUACUUCCCCUCCAUCUACUAGUGGAAUUUGUAAGCUUGGACAAAUAAAAGCCAGUAUAACUCCUAGAUCCAUUGUUGGGAAUGGCAACAAAGGGAAGACCUUGUCGAGUACUGGUUCAAAGUCUCUUAGCUCCUCCACCAAGUUCCUUGCCGUCUCAGCUGCUCGGAACACCAGUCUACCUCCAGCUGGAAAGCCCCCAACUCGCUCUGUCACAAGCUCCAAUACUAAACAAGGAAGGGGCACUAUUAUGGGCACAAAGCAAGCGAUUCGUGCAGCCAACAGUCGGGUCAGUGAAUUAGCAGUUGGUAGCUCCAAGAAACACCUCAGGGGCUCUGACCAAGCAGAUGACAACAAUGAUGCCAGAACUUCCAGUGAGACACCACUGGCUGCUCCUUUGCCUUCUCCUUACAGCAAGAUCACAGCCCCUCGCCGUCCUCAGCGCUAUAGUAGUGGCCACGGUAGUGACAACAGCAGUGUACUUAGUGGUGAACUGCCUCCUGCCAUGGGGCGCACUGCGCUUUUUUAUCACAGUGGAGGCAGCAGUGGCUAUGAGAGCAUGAUCAGGGACAGUGAAACCACAGGCAGUGCAUCGUCUGCCCAUGAUUCCAUGAGUGAGAGUGGAGUGUCCACGUCCAGUCGAACAAAGGCCUCAAAAUCUCCCAAAAAGAGAUCGAAUGGCCUGCAGCGACGCCGUCUGAUUCCUGCUCCUCUGCCAGACACCUCUUCUCUGGGCAGGAAGGUUGGUGCAGCAGGCCAGUGGGUCGAUCUACCUCCACUGGGGGGUGCUAUGAAGGAGCCCUUUGAAAUAAAAGUGUACGAAAUUGAUGACGUGGAACGCCUUCAGAGACGCAAAGAAGGGUUGACAGAGGGUUUGCAGUACUUUAACACCCGCCUUAGGAUGCUGGAGAAGAGGCAGCAGCAGAUCAGGGAGUUAAGAGCCAAGCACGAGAAGCUGAAAAAGGAGCUAGAGGAUGCCAAGACUUGUCUCAUGCUGGACCCCAGCAAAUGGAUGGGAGAAUUUGAUGUGGACCCUGACCUGGACCAGGAGUCGCAGGACUACCUGGAGGCUCUGGCUCAGGCCACAGGAGACCUGGAGUUUUGUGUCAACCUAUGCAAGUCUCGUGUGAUGAUGGAAACCUGCUUCGAUAUCGCUGUGCCUGCGAUCCCAGGACAGAGUGGACAACAGGAGAUGGAGGUCUAGGAGAGAACAAAAAACAGGAUGUUGUUUGCAAGCUAGCUGUGAGUUAUGGCAAGAAUGUUUUUUUCUGGGAUUGAGACUGUCCUUCAACAAAUGAAGAUAUUGAAUAAGCAUGGUUAGAAACUCCCUGAAAUGCUGAGAAACAAAGAGACUGAAUAGAAUAAGAGCAAGACCGUGUCCUGAGAUCUUCGUUAAACUUAACCAGGAAGUGCCUUAAACCAAAAAAAAAAACAAAAAAACAAAUCCCAAGAACUAUCUUUGUUUUAUGAUUGGUGCUAGUAUUGAGACCAACUUUCCCAAGUACACUUUGAAAAACAAAGUAUUUUGCAUUGCAAUGCAGUGUAUAGUGUAUUUAUAAGAGCUAAAGUGUGUUUUAAAAAUAUCGUUUUAAGUAUUAAACACAAUAAAAAGUUAAGAAAAAAAAACUCCCCAUACUAUUGCCUUUUCUAAUAUCUAAAUGACCACAAUUAGAACUCUUCGACUUUUUUCUUCAGCAUAAUGCAAAAACGUGCUUGCCCCUGACAGAUGUGAUGUCACGCGAUUGGAUAAAGAUGCUGAAGCAGUGGCACUGUCGUCUGUCUCAUUCAGUUACAGCCGCUCUGCAUAAUGAUUGGCUGUCUGAUACAGAUCUACUACUUUACCUGAUUGGUGCAGCUGGUGGCAAAUCAGAAAUUAGAGCUUGUCUCAAACACUUCUCAGGACAUCAAACCGAAGUGAGUUUGUACUUAUGAAUUUCAGUGUGUGCUGUAUGCGUCAUACUGAAAUGUAUGCAUGUGUCUGUUCUUCUCUGAUCAUGCAACAACCAGCGUUAAGCUGGUUUCUUUUAGCGUGGUAAACAAAUUCACUCUAUCUACCUGAACUUCAAAAGAUUAUGCCUUUCUACACUGAAAAUGAAUAUGUUCAGAUAUACAAACGGCUAUCAUCUGUUGACAAUAUCACAGCACAGGACCUUCUCCUCACUGUGUCCCGUGAUUUAUCUUCAGCCUCUAAUGUUUGAUGAUUUUUGUUUGUCAUGUUAAUCCUUAAAGUGUCUCUGGAGAGAAGUGUGACUGCUGUUUCUCAUAAAGAAACAAAUAGAAGAGAUUAUUGGGAUUUGCAAG
This is a messenger RNA of Sinocyclocheilus anshuiensis, 6011 nucleotides long. Its product is annotated as kinesin-like protein KIF26A. Gene Ontology annotation, molecular function: microtubule binding; microtubule motor activity; ATP binding. The transcript has 15 exons. Gene Ontology annotation, biological process: microtubule-based movement. The coding region runs from base 1 to 4914 and encodes 1637 amino acids. NCBI's taxonomy places the organism in Eukaryota, Metazoa, Chordata, Actinopteri, Cypriniformes, Cyprinidae. The record is from RefSeq and is a predicted model, not a curated record.